Spirometra erinaceieuropaei is the source of this 927-nucleotide messenger RNA. Lineage: Eukaryota; Metazoa; Platyhelminthes; Cestoda; Diphyllobothriidea; Diphyllobothriidae. The record is from the annotation of a GenBank genome assembly.
AUGCCACCAUGGGUUCCGGCCGACAAGGAGGCCAAAUGCGUCACUACAAGGACAUUGAAGACUUCCCUGAAGCGUCUGCAGAUCAACCUGGCAAACUGGGAAGACCUCGCCAAAGACCAACCGACCUGGGAGAGGACAGUGAAGACAGGCGUAAUGAUCUACGAAGCCAACCGCAUGACCGCCGCCAAAGCCCAACGUGAGGUUCGCAGAUCUCAACUGCGCCCACCCCGUAACCCUAACACUCAAUCGCCCCCAACCUGCCCUGACCGCCAGCGGGCGUUCCGCGCACCAAUCGGCCUUGUCGGAUAUCUUCUUACCAACUGCAGCACCCGAAUUACAGCAGCCACUGUCCUCCUAUCAAACCCUGCCUCGUUCUCCACACCGACAACUAACGAUGACCGCAAUCCCGAACCCCUACUACCAUCCCCCCACUCCCCCAGGGCCUUAACAUCCGCUACGGCGGCUCCUGUACCCAACACCCCUGCAUACAAUCCUGACACACCAACAGGCAUCAACCUCCCCACUGUCAACACCAGCAGUGCGGAAUCGAUCCCUACCUGUCCUCAUUGCGACCGCACCUUCACCUCACACAUCGACCAUCUGCGAAUCCAUCGCACAGACACUGGAGAACUGGUGCCUGGAGCACGAACCUACACCCGCCGCAUUCGCCUUCGCUGUCUACACUGCCUCCGCACACUCAUUUCCCGCAAGGGCCUCUUCAGUCACAUGUUUAUCCAUGAGAGCAGAAUUGGGCGCAGUUUCGAUACACCUAGCACGUCUUGCACAUCCACCAUGCUUUGCUUAACUCACAACCCGCCGCCCAGAACGUCCACCACCACCAGCCCCAUCACACUCAGCACAUCAUGCACACCCACCAAGCCUGACCCAACGCACACCCCGUCGCCCAGCGUGUCCACCGUCUCCUAA